ACUGCCCCCAUUUGACUACAAUUGAAACGGUCUUGUUUAUAUGUAAUUUAUUCCGAUUCUUGUUAGUUGGAGUCGUUGGGAUUUGUGUUUUUUUUUUCAAACACUAUAAAUAUAGCUGACCCGUAUUAUAUUGGAAUUCAGAUAACAGACCUGAGAGCGGCUGUAUCGGUUUUUCUCUGCGUGACAAAGAGGCAGAAAUCUGACUCCAGAACAGCGAGACGCUCACAGGCUGUGAUUGAAAGCUUGUCAGCUCGUCCAGGAAGUGACCCCAACAUAAGCAAGACGGAACGUGACUGCUUACGUAACAUGGCGAGGCGGGGAUCGACAGACUGAAGAAUUUCCCUCCUCCUCCCCCCGACAAACUUUGGAAAGGCAAAUGUCAGAAACUUCACAAUUGACAACAACGCACAAUAACAGGUUCGAAGGUGCAAAAGGAGCGACCAGGCCAACCUUCAACAUGACCAGCUACGCACUAAGGCGCUCUCUUAUCUGGGAUGAAACCGAGUGCCUCAACUAUUACGGGAUGCUGUCUCUACAUGAGGUCUUCGAAAUAGUUGGCUCUCAGCUGACAGAGACGGACAUCGAAGUGCUCUCUUUCCUCUUGAAGGAAACCUGUGUUGGAACACACCCCUUGAACCCUGAGGGCUGGACGGUGAAGCCCUUCGAAGGCGACCAGUUAGGCGUCACCCCGAGUCCCAUGCUCCUUACUGUCUGGAGGCGGUUGCAGUCUCAGUGCUCUCAGCACCCUGUGGUACAAGCCUCUUACAAGUCCAGGAAUGGCCUUGAGUUGUUGUUGGAGCUGGAGAGGCAAGGUUACCUCAGCGAUGGAAACCUGGAGCCGCUUUUGCAGCUCCUGAGAGUCCUCACACGUCAUGAUCUCCUGCCUCUAGUGUCCCACAAGAGAAAAAUAACUGUGUCUCCAGAAAGAAUUAAAAGACGAUGCGGUGUACAACACAGAGAUUCUUUGUGCACUUCUGGCUUGAGAGGCUCCCAUAGACAGGCAGAAAUGCCCCUCCCUUCCUUCACACAGCAAUUGAGAACAGAGUCUGGAGCGUCUCUGAGGAGGAAGAAGAGGAAGAAGAGGGGCAAUGGCUGGAGUCGGAGGCCCAAGAAAACCAACAAGCAGGACCUUCCCUUGCCACCACCAACACCACCUCAGAAAGCGUCAUGCAAUGUCCGCUUAAGGGUCCGAGCCGAAUACCUGGAGCACGAGUCGGCGCUCCGAGACGGCGUCUCGUCGGACAAGCGGCAGCCCCUGGAGCGGCAGUUUGAGUUGUUCAGCCAGGCCAACUCACUGCUGCGCGCCAGAGACCUGGGCUCCAUCGUGUGCGACAUCAAGUUCACCGAGCUGGACAACCUGGAGGCCUUCUGGACCGACUACCUGAGCGGCGCCCUGCUGGAGGCCCUCAAAGGCGUCUUCAUCACGGACUCCUUGAGGGUGGCGGCGGGCUCCGAGGGCCUCCGCCUGCUCAUCAGCGUGGACCAGGACGACUACGAGGAAGGCUGGCGGGUGCUGAGGGCCAGGAGGAUGCGCUCAUCCAGUACCGGUGCAAGGAAGUGCCAAAAGACUUUAAGACAGUGACUGUGAGAGCAGGACCAACAAGGAGACUCUGUGGUAAGCCCCUUUCAAUACAUUAAAUAUGAAUUCAGGAGGGGACUCAACGGUGCUCCUUGAUAAAAUCUUGUUUUGCCAUCAAGAAGUUACUGAGGAUUUAUUUGGUUAUCUUUUUUUUCGUUGCAUUUGACGUCUGUGAUAGAACGGAACAUAGCACCUUAACUUUGGUAAAAACCCGGUGUGCACUCUAUGCUUAAAGAUAACCCGUUUAGGAAGAUAAGCCAGCUUGCGAUUGCUGCGAUCAGUAGGCCAUGAAGGCGCCAUCGGGCCUUCAUCUACUAGAGCCCAGAUAAUGCCAAGGCCUGGUGGCCCAGCAGGUACAAGCGCAGACAAGACAGUGUGUCGCUCAAUACCAGUGCUGUCCAGGAGAUCAAAAUCCAAAGUGCAUACAUCCUGGCUGCGCUCAUCCCUGCCCGACUUGUCUAGUCACCCUGCUGGAACUAAUGCCCGGACUUCACUGACAGAAGACCAUCAAUAAGGACUCCAGCAGAACCACUAAAGCUGCAUGGUCUGAGCUACUGACAUAGCUCCUUAUUUUGUGGUAAAAUGUCUGUUGAAGGAGAAGUUUUUUGUUUGAAUAAUUGUUUUUUGUUGUGGUCAACUAUAUUGGGAAACAUGUAGCAACGGUGAUAUUAUUAUUAUUACUAAUAAAGGUGUGAUAUACCAA
Molecule: messenger RNA, 2282 nt
Organism: Nerophis ophidion (straightnose pipefish)
Lineage: Eukaryota; Metazoa; Chordata; Actinopteri; Syngnathiformes; Syngnathidae
Product: DNA-binding death effector domain-containing protein 2-like
Exons: 7
Coding region: 377-1582 (401 amino acids)
Biological process (GO): apoptotic process; extrinsic apoptotic signaling pathway via death domain receptors; regulation of apoptotic process
Cellular component (GO): nucleolus
Molecular function (GO): DNA binding; protein binding
Source: RefSeq, a predicted model, not a curated record